AUGGGUGCAAGUUGCAAAGAUCAGAAAAUAGCAUUGGCAAUUUGCCUACAGCGAUCCCCAUGCGUCUUGAUAGAACGUAACACGCCAAAGGAUUGUCUCACCAAGCCUGAACUAAAGAAAGACCUACCGGAGCUAUGCAAGGCGAAUCUCAGAGCUUUUUUGGAAUGCAAGAACGGUGUGUUUGAUAUGAGGAAGAGGAUGAAAGGAAAUGCACCAUUAUCGACUGGGAAAUACGACGAGACUUAUGACAAGUUGAGUUCUGGUCAGUUUGAUCCUAGAGAGGAAAUGAGAAAGCUAGAUGUCAUGAAUAAGAACUUGUCGAAACAGGCACAGAUCCAAGAGCAGAGGGAGAAGAUGAGACUUGAAAAAAAUGAGAGUUGA
Messenger RNA from Lodderomyces elongisporus, 381 nucleotides. RefSeq lists its product as uncharacterized. Gene Ontology annotation, cellular component: mitochondrion. NCBI's taxonomy places the organism in Eukaryota, Fungi, Ascomycota, Pichiomycetes, Serinales, Debaryomycetaceae. The transcript has 2 exons. Gene Ontology annotation, biological process: mitochondrial respiratory chain complex IV assembly. The coding region runs from base 1 to 381 and encodes 126 amino acids. The record is from RefSeq and is a predicted model, not a curated record.